Messenger RNA from Metschnikowia bicuspidata var. bicuspidata NRRL YB-4993, 1173 nucleotides. RefSeq lists its product as uncharacterized. Bases 1 to 1173 code for a protein of 390 amino acids. Gene Ontology annotation, cellular component: cytoplasm. The transcript has 2 exons. The record is from RefSeq and is a predicted model, not a curated record. Lineage: Eukaryota; Fungi; Ascomycota; Pichiomycetes; Serinales; Metschnikowiaceae. Gene Ontology annotation, biological process: inositol catabolic process. Gene Ontology annotation, molecular function: iron ion binding; inositol oxygenase activity.
AUGCGCACCUGGGGCCGAAACGGCAAGGCUCUCGAAGAUUUGGACGAUGAUGUGCAGUUGGUGCACAAGCUUGAAGAUGAGCUCCGGGGCAAAAAACGGCCGCAUGGCUCAUGUGCCAGCACCGAGAACCCCCUCAAGCAAGGAAAACUCACCACAGCAAAAACGGCAGGCCCGGGCGAGCAGUCUGAUGCAAGAGACAACGAAGACCGCGGUCUACGAGCUAAUAUCGCCCAAGACCCCAGUUUACGAGCCGCCCAAAACCCCAGUUUACGAGCCGCCCAAGACCCCAGUUUACGAGCCGGUAUCGCUGAAAGCAACAGUGCAGAACCCCCCGAAAAGACCCCCCCAGGCGAAACGCAGUGGAACAAGGAAACCGAGUUCUACAAGAACACCCCCUCCAAGUCGUUCCGGCAGUACGACUUGGCGUGCGACAGAGUCAAGGAUUUCUACCAGGAGCAGCACGAGCACCAGACCGUGGCCUACAACAUCCAGGCACGGAUCAACUUCAAAAGCAAGGUGCGGGCCAGGAUGUCCGUAUGGGAGGGGCUCGAGAAGCUCAACAAAUUGCUUGAUGAAAGCGAUCCCGACACGGAGCUCAGCCAGAUCGACCAUGCGUUGCAAACGGCCGAGGCCAUCCGGCGUGACCACAAGCCGCGCUGGAUGCAGCUCGUGGGGCUCAUCCACGACUUGGGCAAGCUUCUCUAUUUCUUCGACUCGCGUGGCCAGUGGGACGUGGUGGGCGACACGUUUCCUGUGGGGUGCCGGUUCCUGAAGAAGAUCAUUUUCAGCGACAGCUUCCGCAGAAACCCGGACUUCUCCAACCCGCUCUACAACACCAAGUUCGGCAUCUACUCGAAGAAGUGCGGCCUCGAUUCCGUCAUGCUCAGCUGGGGCCACGACGAGUACAUGUAUCACAUUGCCAAGACCAACUCCACGCUCCCGCCCGAGGCCUUGGCCAUGAUCCGCUACCAUUCGUUCUACCCCUGGCACCAUGAAAACGCAUACAAGUACCUCAUGAACGACGAGGACGUCCAGCUCUUGGAGGCGGUGCGGUCGUUCAACAAGUACGACCUUUACUCGAAAGCCGACGACUGCUACAAUGUGGAGGACAUCAAGCCGUACUAUAAGGAGCUCAUUGACGAGUUUUUCUCGGAGAGGGUCAUUGAAUUCUAG